AUGGAUAUCAGCUUUGAUUCUCUUCCAACAAAUAAAUCUGACAAAGGAUCUCAAACUGUGGCAGAGGAUUAUGAGCAAUAUGACAAAGGGUCUCAAACUGCGGCUGAAGAUCGAGAUAUGAUAUUUUUAACGAAAAAUGUAAUGAUACGUGAAGGUUCAAGGUGUUGUCGUAAACACUUAGAAGAUCAUCGUUUAACGCCCGCGUUUGUGAAUAAAAUUGAGGACUAA
Molecule: messenger RNA, 228 nt
Organism: Didymodactylos carnosus
Lineage: Eukaryota; Metazoa; Rotifera; Eurotatoria; Philodinida; Philodinidae
Source: the annotation of a GenBank genome assembly